AUGUUUCACCCGCCGCGGGUUUCAUCCUGGAUCUGGCGACCGCUCGAUCUCCUCGCGGAAGAGUUCCCUAGCAAGUCCACGCGGCUUCGUCCUUCGUUAACAGGGUGCAUCGUCUCGCUUGCGGCGGAUGUAGUCGAUGUGAAGCUCGAGAUGGACUUCAAGAUGCCGGCGUAUCUACUCUCGUUUUUACUUCUCUUCUCGCAGGCCACGGCUUUCUACGUACCCGGAUACUCUAUCGAUACAUAUCAGGAUGGCCAGAGAAUCCCUGUGCUGGUGAACAAGAUCUUCUCAGACAGUUCGCAGCUUCAGUAUGCCUACUCUGAUCUCCCGUUCGCCUGUCCGUCUACCGGCAAGCUCGGCGGCCAGAGUGUCUCUCUCAACCUGGGCGAGAUCCUACGGGGUGACCGCAUCGUCGUCUCUGAUUUUGAGCUGGCCAUGGGACAGAACGUCGCCUGCAAGCCGCUAUGCACUCGUGAGAUCGGACGCAAACACGUCAAGUGGGCGAAGCGGUUGAUAUCUGACGGCUUCGUUGCGGAGUGGAUCGUCGAUAACCUCCCUGGCGCGACCAGCUUCACGACCGUCGACAAGACGAAAAAGUACUAUACCACCGGCUUCAAACUGGGAUACCAGGCGCUGUCGUCGGCCAGCAGGAAGCCGGCGUACUUUAUUCACAAUCACUUUACCUUUGUUAUUCGGUGGAGGGACGCGCCGCGCGGAGAUGGGCGCAAGGUCAUCGUCGGCUUUGAGAUUUAUCCCAAGAGCAUAAAUAGAGACGACAGGAAGCAGGAUGGCUGUCCCAAGGACGUACAUACCCACCAUAACGGGUUUGAUCUAUACCUGCAACCAAACAACACGAGGCUGGCUCAGCAGUAUCCUGGCUCUUCUUACCUCCCAGAGGAAGAUGACGAGGUCGACGAUGGAGCAACGCUAUCGAUCCCUUACACCUAUUCGGUCUUCUUUAAAAAGGAGGAUAACGUUGAGUGGGCUAAUAGAUGGGACCUGUAUCUAUACAGCCAACAGGACGGUACGGCAACACACUGGCUGUCCCUUUUGAACUCCUUGGUCAUAUCCGGUAUUCUCAGCAUCACGGUGCUGGUCAUCUGGCGCCGUACGGUUUAUGGAGACGCCAAAGGCCGAGGUGACGGUUCGCUAGAAGACGGCAAAGCAAGGCUGCGAUCUCGCAAACCCAGUAGCACCUCGCCGGCGCAGGACGAGAAGUCGUCUAACGGCCUGCUUGAUAAUGGCGAUCUCUCGGACGAGGACCUCUCGUCUGAGGAUGACUUUGAGGAGGCUGCGUCCUGGAAACGACUCCAUGGUGAUGUCUUCAGGACACCGGCCUAUAGCGGUCUCCUCGCACCGUUCGUUGGGUCAGGGAUGCAGCUCCUAUUCAUGGCGAUCGGGUUGCUGUCCUUGAGCUGCCUAGGAGUGCUAAACCCGAGUUUCAGAGGCGGCUUCAUCAGCGUUGGUGUUGGCCUAUUCAUUUUCGCUGGAGUAUUCUCUGGAUACUUUUCUGCCCGGCUAUAUCGAACAUGUGGUGGACAGAAUUGGAGGAAGAACACGUUCAUAACAGCACUCCUGUUCCCUGGCCUCGUGUUUUCCCUGAUCUUCGUUCUAAAUCUCUUCGUCUGGGCCCAAGCAUCUAGUACAGCUCUUCCGUUUGGCACGCUGGUAGGCCUCCUCACCCUCUGGCUGCUUAUCCAAGUCCCACUUGUAUAUGCUGGAAGCUGGUACGGCUACGAGAGAGCGAAGCCCUGGAGCCAUCCGACGCGUACAAACGCCAUUCCACGACAGGUUCCAGUGCAGCCGUGGUAUUCAGGCACGGUUAGGGGCAUACUCCUUGCCGGCCUCGUUCCGUUUGCCGUCUUGUUUGUGGAGCUGGUCUUCCUAUUCCGCAAUCUGCUACAGGACAAAGCCGGAUAUUAUUACGUCUUUGGCUACCUGAGUAUAGUCUGUGCUCUGUCGCUUGCUUCAAUUGCCGAAAUGGCCAUCAUUACAACCUACGGGCAGCUUUGUGCGGAGAACCAUCGUUGGUGGUGGCACAGCUUUAUGGUCGGCGGAAGCAGUGCAGUCUGGGUCUUCCUGUACUGCAUAUGGUACUUUUUCACCAAGUUACAUAUCCGCGGAUUCAUUUCGAGUCUUCUAUUCUUCAGCUACAGUUUCCUCGGCUGCGCCGUAUAUGGCUUAUUAACCGGCACAGUAGGGUUCCUGGCAGCGUAUGGAUUUGUACGGCGGAUAUACAGUUCUGUCAAAGCUGAUUGA
Arthroderma uncinatum is the source of this 2259-nucleotide messenger RNA. Its product is annotated as transmembrane 9 superfamily protein member 4. Gene Ontology annotation, cellular component: Golgi apparatus; membrane. The record is from RefSeq and is a predicted model, not a curated record. The transcript has 6 exons. The coding region runs from base 1 to 2259 and encodes 752 amino acids. Lineage: Eukaryota; Fungi; Ascomycota; Eurotiomycetes; Onygenales; Arthrodermataceae. Gene Ontology annotation, biological process: vacuolar transport; protein localization to membrane.